GGGAUAUAAAGGCAUCAUUCAAAAAGUUGAUCAAACAUUUUGUUUCGGUGGAGUGAUCAAAAUGAGAUCCAUCGUACUUUUCGGACUAUUCAUUGUAGCUGUCACAGCUGCACCAGAGAAUGUUGAGAGGAUUGCUGGUGGUUCUGCUACCAACAUUCAAACAUAUCCUAGUAUCGCAUCACUCUUGUACACUUGGAACUGGAGCUCAUACUUGAACGCUUGCGGUGGAAUUAUUCUCAACAAUAGAUCUAUCCUAACAGCUGCUCAAUGCCCUCGGAAUGACCCAGCUAACAGAUGGCGUGUGCGUGUUGGCUCGAGCAAUGCUAACACUGGCGGUACAGUCCAUCUCCUCAGCUCCAUGAUCGUGCACCCCAACUUCGAUCUAGAUUCUUUGGUCAACGACAUCGCUAUUAUGCGUACUUCCAACUCCAUAUCCUACAACAAUGCUGUCCGCCCGGCUAGCAUUGCUGGCUCCAACUAUAACAUUGCUGACAAUACGGGUCUGACCGCCGCUGGCUGGGGACACAAUUUGUUCGGCCAACCCUCCGAGCAGCUCCGCCACGUCCACUACCAGGCCAUCAAUCAGGCAACGUGUAGGAACCGUUACGCUGCCCGCGGUAUCUCCAUCACCGACAACAUGUUCUGCACUGGUAUCCUCAACGUUGGAGGUCGCGACACCUGCAGAGGCGACUACGGCGGCCCCGUCUACCACAACAACGUUGUCGUCGGUGUCAUCUCCUUCACAGUGGAAUGUGGUUCAGCUCACUUCCCUAGUGUCAACUCACGCGUCUCUCGUUACACAUCUUGGAUCCAAAACAAUGCUUAAUAAAGAAAUGUUACGUAAUGUAA
Trichoplusia ni (cabbage looper) is the source of this 849-nucleotide messenger RNA. Its product is annotated as trypsin, alkaline B-like. Lineage: Eukaryota; Metazoa; Arthropoda; Insecta; Lepidoptera; Noctuidae. Gene Ontology annotation, biological process: proteolysis. Gene Ontology annotation, molecular function: serine-type endopeptidase activity. The record is from RefSeq and is a predicted model, not a curated record. The transcript is spliced from 4 exons. The coding region runs from base 62 to 826 and encodes 254 amino acids.